CCAAUUCAAAACGUGCAUAUCCGACACAGAGUGUAAGGAAACACAGGUGGUCGAGUCACCAGCGUGCCAGAGGAUGGAGAGGGCUCACUUGGCCUUGCAGUGGACUUUGAGGAUUCUGGACCACUGUUACUGAAAUGAUACUACAGAAGGCAGAGAUUGCAUUGUAUUUGUUGAAUGAAACCCGAAUAUUUACUUUCAGUCAAGUGGGUGAAACCCCCUAACUGCAGUUUACAUGUGUAGGUCACUGCGUUACUGUGUUAGUCAUUGUCUCUACGCAGCAAUGACAAGGCUAGAAGAAGCAAACAGGGAAGUGAACAUGCACUCAUCAGUCAGAUACCUUGGCUAUCUUGCCAGAAUCAACCUGCUGGUUGCCAUUUGCAUGGGCCUUUAUGUCAGAUGGGAAAAAACUGCAGAUGCACUGAUUUUGGUAAUAUUUAUUCUGGGGCUCUUUGUUCUUGGAAUUGCCAGCAUACUGUACUACUAUUUUUCAAUGGAAACAGCAAGUUUGAGUCUCUCCAAUCUUUGGUUUGGUUUUUUGCUUGGCCUUCUCUGUUUUCUUAAUAAUUCUGCCUUCAAAAGGGAUGUGAAAGAAGAAGCUACUAAAUAUCUGCUCCUCUCCGCCAUUGUUUUAAGGAUAUUAUGUGCUUUGGUUGAGAGGAUUUGUGGCUGUGUCCAUCAUCGACCGACUCUACUGACAACAGUUGAAUUUUUAGAGCUAGUUGGAUUCGCCAUUGCCAGCACAACUAUGCUGGUAGAAAAAUCUAUGAGUAUUAUUCUGUUGGUCAUGGCUUUGGCCAUGUUGAUUAUUGACUUACGUAUGAAGUCUUUUUUGGCAAUUCCAAAUUUGGCAAUUUUUGGAGCCAUUGCAUCCCUACUCUUUUUUCCAUCACUGCAAAUUCCCACAAACCCUUUUGCCUUGGCAUGUUUCUUCAGCUGCCUCAUUUCUGAUCCCCUUCUUGACGUUUACUUCAGUGGACUUUCAGUAACUGAACGGUGGAAGCCCUACCUGUAUCGUGGCAAAAUUUGCAGAAGGCUUUCUGUCCUCUCAGUUGGAGUCAUUGAACUCACCUUUUUCAUUCUUGCAGCCUUUAAACUACGUGAUUUGGAUCUCUGGUAUUUUGUGAUACCUGGUUUUUCUAUUUUUGGAAUUUUCUGGAUGAUCUGUCAUGUGAUUUUUUUUAUAACUCUUUGGGGAUUUCACACAAAACUAAAUGACUGUCACAAGGUAUACUACACCCACCGUGCAGAAAACAACAGCUUGGACAGAGUUAUGGCAUCUAAAGGAAUGCGUCACUUCUGUUUGAUUUCGGAACAGCUGGUGUUCUUCAGCCUGGUCGCGACUGCUGUUUUGGGGGCCGUCUCUUGGCAGCCAGCCAAUGGGAUCUUCAUGAGUGCGUUUCUCAUUGUUUUACCUCUGGAGUCCAUGGCUCAUGGGCUUUUCCAUGAGCUGGGAAACUGCUUAGGAGGAACGUGUGUUGGGUAUGCUGUUGUGAUUCCCACCAACUUUUGCAGUCCUGAUGGCCAACCAACUCUUCUUCCACCUGAGCACGUACAAGAGUUAAAUCUGAGGUCUACUGGCAUGCUUAAUGCCAUCCAAAGAUUUUUUGCAUAUCACAUGAUUGAGACAUAUGGUUGUGACUACUCUACAAGCGGACUGACCUUUGAUACUCUUCACUCCAAGAUCAAGUCUUUUCUUGAACUUCGGACAGCAGAUGGACCCAGACAUGAUACCUACAUUCUGUAUUACAGUGGUCACUCACAUGGCACUGGUGAAUGGGCACUGGCAGGGGGUGAUGCUUUACGACUUGACACGCUCUUGGAGUGGUGGAGAGAAAAGAACGGCACUUUUUGUUCUCGGCUGAUCAUCGUUUUAGACUGUGAGAACUCUCAGCCUUGGGUUAAAGAAGUAAGAAAAGUAAAUGACCAAUAUGUUGCCGUGCAAGGAGCAGAAAUGGCCAGAGUUGUAGACAUUGAGGAAGCAGACCCUCCACAGCUUGGUGACUUCACCAGGCAAUGGGUUGAGUACAACUGUAACCCCGACAGCAACAUCAGCUGGUCUGAAAAGGGACGUACUGUGAAAGCAGUGUACGGUGUGUCAAAGCGCUGGAGCGACUACACUUUGCAUUUGCCAACGGGAAGUGAUGUUGCCAAACACUGGAUGAUAUACUUCCCACGCAUUACCUAUCCGCUAGUACAUUUGGCAAACUGGUUUUGUGGUCUCAAUCUGUUCUGGGUCUGUAAAGCGUGCUUUAGGUGCUUGAAAAGACUGAAAAUGAGUUGGUUUCUUCCCACAGUGCUGGACACAGGACAGGGUUUCAAACUUGUCAAAUCCUAAUUAGCAACCAAAGAGGAAAUGAAGUGAGAGCUCUGGGAACUUUCUCACUGUACCAUACUUAAAAUUUUUUAUCUUACUAUUUUUCUCUGAAAAAGUCUGCUACAUUCACCUAAUUCAGCUCUUUGAGCAGCUAUACUAUAUGCAAGUUAGAAACUGCAAUCUUAAACAGAAGAGGGUAGGAUUAUGAUAUUUUGAGUUUUGUUACAGGUCUGUUUGUACAUAUAUAAGAGACUUAUUUAAUAUGACCAUGCAUUCUGGAGACAGAUCACAUGUUCCUAUGAGUUUCUUAGAGCAGCCUUUGUUCAGAGACACGGUUUGAUGGACAAGAGCUCCUGGGAAUGUUACAGCACACUCAUCUGUCAUUUAUGUCCACUAUAUAGUUCAAAUACAGGAAAGGAGCCAAGCUAGUACUCCAGUCAAUUUACAUAUCCUUGAAAUUAUGUGGUGAUAUCAAGAGUAUUACAAAACAGCACUGAGCCAAAAAGAAAAAAAAAUAGCUACUGUAGAAGAAUAGCUUAGUGUAGGUAAGUAGCUACCAAGAAUGUUUAGUUUUACUUGCUUUUACAUCUUCAGCCUGGACUCAGUUCUCUAUUGCCAUCAGAAAACAGGGAAAUCAGACAACCUGCUGAUGUUCUGGUGCUGCUCAAUGUUUGCUGAAGUGAGUUUUAAAAACAUUCAGUGUUAUUUCCAAUAUUCAAUAUCUUUGCUGCUGAUCUUUGGAUAUAUAUUCCCAGUAGUUAAUUCAUAUAUGGAAUAAAAACUGCACUGAGCAUUUUUCCUUCACUUGUUAGGAUGGUUCGGUCUUUUCCAGGCUCUUACUAGUCUGUACUUUGAAAAGCUACCCUGAAGAAAAUAAAACAAAAUAAAAUCCAAGGAAUUUAACAAAGAAAAUAAUCCAUAGAUAAAAAAUGGAAAUACAAGUGUUGCCUUGCUUCCGUGUUUAUCUGAAGUCUUUGCUGUGCCUAAGACCAUGAUAAUGUAAAAUGCUGAGUACAGGGUUGGACCAAUGAGUUCAUUAUCUAUUAAAACCACAAGCAAAGUUUGUUGGAAGGAAUGCAUUAUUCCCUUAGGACAGAAGGAAAUCCUGGGUAUUCCUUAAGUCUGUUCUCCCACCCAUAAGGUCAUAGUUUUAAUCCUUCCACUUACAGAGCUGGAUGGGACUCCAGAAAUCCUGUCCUGGCCUUUCCUUCAGUUAGAGAAGCUGCAUAGCUUUCUGAUCUCAUCUCUCAAGUACAGAAAAUAAGUAGUGAAACAACUAAGUGGCUGAAACAGUAAUAUUUGUGGGUUUUUAUUUGCAUAUGUGUGUGCAAUUUACUAGACCUAGAGUUUACUUUUUUCUAUUUUCAUCAGUGUUUUAUUAAAAAUGUUAAGUACUAGCUGAUCCUUGUCUUAAAUAUAACUUUUUUUAAAUUUAAAUACAUGCAAAUAGUAUAAUAGCUCUUUAAGUCUUUGCCAUCGUGACUUUUUCUAAUGCCAUGUGAACUUUUUACCUAGCUAAGCUAGAGAAUCUGGUGACACUGAUACUCAUCAUUAACUCCCAAAAUAAAUAAUGAGAUCUACAAUAGCCAAAGCAAUUUGCACCCACCAACUUCAAAAUGGUGAUUUUUUCAGACCUACAAAUGACAGCCACAAAGUUUCUUCAUUACUGUAUAUUACACGAUGUUGUUUAGCAAGACACCAUCCCUUUCCCUUUUUCCAUCCCCUUCCAUAAUGUAAAAAGGGGAUCUAGAAAUGAGAGAGAUGUCCUGUGAAGACUUAAUGCCUUUGUGUCUUGUCUAAUUAAGUGCUGUGAUUGCAGCUCGUAAGAGGUGGCUGUUCUCAGUGAGGACAGAGGGUACUUACACCAUCUAACUUCAGGUAUCCAACUUAAGUUCCUAAUGUGAGAGUCUGAGGUAGGAGUCAUCUCAUUUAAUUUCAGGUGUCCGAAAGCCAGACAUCUGAAUCCAUGCUAGUGAUCUGAAGUGCUCCACUGCUCAUUAACAAAGAGAAGUAAAUAUUUCCAGAGGAAGACUAAUCUGAUCUCUGUUUUAGGAUGAAUUUUCCUGUGAUUGUGCACAUUACAUUUGUUUUGGUUUUGCUUUCAUGCACAGACAAAUCCCAUAUGUCUCUUGAAUAACCUUAGGGCACCUCUGUUCUAAGCUGUCCUGUGGAGCCUGGGCUGGGUGCAUAAGCUCCUAAUUCAAGCGUGUGAGUUGGAUACAAGAAUCCAUUGGGUUGCAGAAAAGCAGCACUGCCUCUUCCAUUUUUGGUCAACAACCCUUGAGUAUAGAUGCAUAAAGGCAGUCAUUUGGUUUGUAAAAUCUCCAUUAUUUUGACUCCUCUUUCAGUAAAAGUUCAUCUGACUGCAUUAUAAACCGUUACAACUUGAGCCUUAGAAAUUUUUAAUUAAGUCCCCAUAAAGCAACAUCUGAUAGUCACCUUUUGAACAUUUGAAGUCAAGAAGUUAGUCCUUUCUGUUUUGGACAAGCUUUGAAUAUCAACCAUAACUCUCCCUACUAAUUAUAAUGGACAGAUCUUAAUGGGUAAAUCUCUACCUGCUACUAUUACAUUUUCAUGGACAUCAUCUGUAUCUUUCUUUUGUAUAAGAAGGAGAACAGGAAUGGUGUGGGACUGAGACUGUGAGUAGGAUCCACUAUGCAGUGUAGUGAUGGGCUUAGCUUUGGGCAGAAUAAACACAACAAUUGGCGUUGCUCUUUUGCCUCUGGUUAUUAAAUGCUUUCCAGCUUACUUAUCAAACUGUUAGAUUUUUUUCUAGGAUAAACUGGGCGAUCUCCAGCUGUUUGCUGAAAGUUAGAUAAAGAGCCAGCUAAAAAUGUAGCAGAAAUAUUAUUUGCAAAACUAAUCAUGUCUUUGCAGACUUGUUGCAGUUUUUGCAGUUAAAGACCUGAUUUUCUGAAUUUGAAAUAGUUGUAACAUGAGCUAAUGUAUUUCUACUUCUGAUAUCGUUAUUUUUUUAAACAACAAAGGCAUGGUGAAAAUGCUGAUUUAAACUAAAGGAAAUGUUUACAGCUAUUCGAAUUAUGACGCCUUUUUGUACAAAGAGACUGUCAUGUAUUUCAAAACACAGUAAAACCAGGGCUGUGGAUGAUGAGGAAUUCAACCACAUUAAUUCUUCACUUCUACACUGACUUACAUCAAGGCAUCCUACCGUGACCAACGUUCCCAGGUGGAGUUUUUCUCCAGCUCCUGGUUCUCGUGCCUCUGCAGGUCUCUGCCCAGCCUGGGUGUGUGCCUGCGGGACAAACACCAGGAGUUCCUGUAAUCUAAGUGAGGAGUUAUCCCUCUUCUCUUCCUUGUAUAAAAGACAGGGGCAAUGCCUGAAAGAGAAAUUUAAAUUUAAUUCCAAAGAAUGUUACGUACUCUCUCAGUUACGUACAAGUUGUUUAGCGGUAGUGUGUACAAAUUUCUGGGUAGAGAAAAAUCUAAACCUUUUUUUCAAGAAGUUUGUCUCUGUAAUGUAUAUUCAGACAUUUUGUUAUAAAGCUUGUUAUAAAUUUGUGUCACAUUAGUAAUUUUAUGUUGACUUUGUUUCAUUUACCUCCUCUGUAUCAGCCUUGCUGAAACAUGCAAAUGUACUGAGUCCUACAAAUUUAAGUCUUUUACAGGAACUCAAAUUGCAUAUUCACAGUAAUAUUUUUCUCUGAACAAGUGUUGGGGAGAAAAAAGCCAUUGUUCUUUGGUUUUGCACUACUAGAGUUAUGUAUUUGCAGUUCCUUAUGCUUUGUAUGCCUUGUAGUUGUUGUCAUCCAGUCUCCAGUUCAAGUUUUUCCCAGAAAUAAUGUUGUUUAUUUUGUAAAGGCAUAGUUAAUGCUAUGCUGGCUGUAAAGCACCUUUGUUGCAAGCAGUAGACAAUGAAACUGUGUUAAUUUUCUUGUUUAUAAAUACCUUUUUGUGGGAGGAUUUUUACUGGAUAUACAGUUUUUAGAUCUGUAAAUAGAUUUUUGAGUGUAUUUGUGAUAUUACUUAAAUAUAUUUUGCUGGUUUGGAUGCUCAUUUC
Molecule: messenger RNA, 6332 nt
Organism: Neopelma chrysocephalum (saffron-crested tyrant-manakin)
Lineage: Eukaryota; Metazoa; Chordata; Aves; Passeriformes; Pipridae
Gene: TMEM168
Product: transmembrane protein 168
Exons: 5
Coding region: 233-2335 (700 amino acids)
Source: RefSeq, a predicted model, not a curated record